GACCCUGACUCAUUGUGUAACCUGCAGGGAGGGGGGGGCUAGGUUGCAGGUGCCUAUUUACAGGCAGUGCAGGGUAUGGUGGGUGGGGUCUGCACUAGCCCAAGCUGGAGAGAGGGUGGUCAGCACUAGCCCUGCUUGAGAGAGGGGGCUCUCUAUAAAGAGGACAAGUUAUUUUUUUUCCCUUUGCUGAAGUCCUGUUGAAUAAAUGUCUGGAAUCAUGUGGUGAUAUUUCCUGCAGCACUAACACGAGGAGAAUCUGCAGAGAUCAGCAAAGGGGGAGAGCUGGUGGAUCACCUCUGGAUGGAAGUCUUGCUAGCUGCUGGAGCAUCUGCCUGCGUCAUCGGCUUCUGCAGGGGAAUCUGUAAGUUUUCGUACUUGCUGGGAUGAUUACACCACAAUGAGCUCACCAGGGACCUAAUGGAUGGCAGAUGAGAUCAGAAUCUGAGAGUCCAAUGUGAAGCAGAAUCCGAGGAGAGUGCCAAAGGAUCUAUUAAUAUUCAUGGGCUGAAGACCAUGGACCCUGCAAUGUUAAACUCGGUAAGAGAUGUCCAGCGUGGCCCUACUGUGAAGCAGAGGUUCUUGCGAAGAACUGUUGUGGACUCUGAUCAGGAGGAACCUCCAGUUUUAGAUUUGACUGAUUCAGACUGUCCAAACAAAGUAAUUCCCAUCUCCAGAGCGAGACGGGCAAUUGCCAAGCGGACACAAGUAAUCAGCGAUGAAAAACAUGGCACUGCGCCCCUCGAAUCCAACUCUAAAAUUGCAGAGGAGCCUCCAGAGCAAGCUGGAGACUCCAUCAAAAAGCAGGAACCUGGCAUUUCCAAAGAUGUAUCAAAAUCCCAAAAGGAGGAGGAGGAGGACAGCGAGGAAGCAGAUAUAAAGGCUGUUUCCACAUCACCUGAUGGCAGGUUUUUAAAGUUUGACAUUGAGAUAGGAAGAGGAUCCUUUAAAACUGUGUACAAGGGACUAGACACUGAGACAUGGGUGGAGGUUGCCUGGUGCGAGCUUCAAGACCGUAAACUGACUAAGCAGGAAAGGCAGCGAUUUAAAGAGGAGGCUGAAAUGUUGAAAGGUUUGCAGCACCCAAAUAUCGUCAGAUUUUAUGAUUUCUGGGAAUCCUGUCUGAAAGGGAAGAAAUGCAUUGUUCUUGUUACUGAACUCAUGACAUCAGGGACUCUGAAAACAUACUUGAAGAGGUUUAAAGUCAUGAAACCGAAGGUUCUCCGCAGUUGGUGCCGGCAGAUCCUGAAGGGUUUACAUUUUCUCCACACCCGAACUCCACCAAUUAUACACCGGGACCUGAAAUGUGACAACAUCUUCAUCACAGGACCCACCGGCUCUGUGAAAAUAGGAGAUCUUGGAUUAGCAACCCUAAAACGGGCUUCAUUUGCUAAAAGUGUCAUAGGAACGCCGGAAUUUAUGGCGCCAGAGAUGUAUGAAGAGCAUUAUGAUGAGUCUGUUGACGUCUAUGCUUUUGGAAUGUGUAUGUUAGAAAUGGCAACAUCUGAGUACCCGUACUCUGAAUGCCAGAAUGCUGCUCAGAUAUAUCGGAAAGUUACCAGCGGUGUCAAGCCAGCAAGCUUUGAGAAGGUGUCAGACCCAGAAAUCAAGGAAAUUAUUGGGGAGUGUAUCUGUAAAAAUAAACAAGAAAGAUAUGAGAUUAAAGAUUUAUUAAGCCAUGCCUUCUUUGCUGAAGAUACUGGGGUGAGAGUGGAACUUGCUGAGGAAGACCAUGGGAGAAAAUCUUCCAUUGCCUUAAGACUCUGGGUAGAAGAUCACAAAAAGUUAAAAGGGAAACCCAAAGAUAAUGGAGCCAUUGAGUUUACUUUUGAUCUGGAAAAAGAAACUCCUGAUGAUGUUGCACAAGAAAUGGUGGAUUCUGGAUUUUUCCAUGAAAAUGAUGUGAAAGUUGUUGCCAAGUCCAUACGUGAUAGAGUUGCAUUAAUCCAAUGGAGGAGAGAGCGAAUGUGGCCAGAGGGUGGGCAGAGAGAGGGGCUGGAGCAGCCGCAGUUGCCACAAACCUCUGUCGCUCCACCUGUACUCUCGUCCCACACAGGCCAACUAAUCUGCCCAGAGCAAGAGGAACUAGAUCCGGACCAGCGCACCUUUCACCCAAAGUUACCUGCCAGCAUCACAUCCGUGGCAUCGGACAGCACAUUUGACAGUGGUCAAGGGUCCACUGUGUAUUCAGAUUCACAGAGCAGCCAGCAAAGCGUGAUUUAUUCCUCUCUGCCGGAAUCACUUCCGCCUGCAGUUCAGCGGGUUUACAGCCCACCAAUCCUGGAAGGCCAGAUGAUGUCCCAGAGCCCCCAGCACCACCUGGCACAAUACCUUCAGACGCCAACUCAUGGCAUAUCUGCUGCACCAGCCCCCCACCCUGUCAUCCCACAGCAGCUUUACCAAGAUCCAAACACCCCAUACCCAAUACCUCAACCAACCUCUACUCCAUUAGUGCCAGUUGCCUUACCAAGCCAGCAACCCAUGCAACAACCAACUGUCUUGCAGCCAACCCCAGCUGGUCAGACUCUGUGUCCUGUGCAGGCUCCAUCUCAUCCCUUCCCUCAGUACCAGCCUCAGAUGGCACAAGUAGCUCCGGGCCAACUUAAACCUCUACAGAUUUCUACUGUUCCUCUCCAGCAGCACCCAGUACACCAGUCACAGCUUCCUCCGUAUCCAAUCAUUCCUGCAGUUACUCCUCUUACAGGAUUUGGAAACCUCCCUGCAAAUAUCUCUGAACUACCUGCUGUCUGUAUUACCCCCUUACCUGCUAACUGUCAGUAUUUCUCUCCGGGAGCAGUCUCUGUGCCUCCCGCAGUGAAUCCACCUCAGUCUGCACAGGCAGUCCAUACACAGUUUGCAUUGCCUUACGAGGCUAAUGUAGUGCCAAAUAUUCAAGUGGCUUCUAUACCUUUGCUCGCUGUAGCGCAGGCUGGAAUGUCGGCAUUGCCAACCCCAUCACAACCAUUGGCCCGGCUCCCCCAGGCAACAGCGUUUCCACAGAUCAUUCAAAGUGAUGCAGCCUCUAGUAAUCAUUCUCCAAAUAUUCAGACCGUUGCACAACAAUCACUCCUUCCCGUUCCUCAGUCACCUCAUCCCAGCAUAAUCCAUCCUUCUGAUCAGACUCCAUCCCUGGCUGGGAACCAGGUUGUUGGGCUUUCCAAUUACACUGUGGACAUCGGUACCUCUGGGGCACCUCCCACUGUGCAUUUGCAUGCUGACAUGAACUUUACAAUGCAAGGAUUGGAGCCUUACAUACAUAGCAAGGUGGAUCCAGUUGGGUCAGAAACUCAAAAUAUAUCCCUUUAUGCAACUGGCAUGCACCACAAUGUAUCCCACUCUUCAGACAUGAGCACCUACACAGUCUCCCAGUCUGUUACAGAUCCUGGUCAAGAGGAGCAAACCAUGCAAAUAAAUCCGCUGCCUUCUACCCAGACCUGUGAUAAUUACCCAGGUUCAGAUGCAGCAUCUGGAAAAGAAAUGAGCGACACUCACGAGGGGUUCCAUAGCGGCAGCAAACAAGCAAAGAAACAUCACCGGAGAUCAUCUCGAACUCGAUCACGCCAGGAAAAAACCAAUAAACCUAAACUGACUAUUCUCAAUGUUUCUAAUACUGGUGACAAGAUGGUUGAAUGCCAGUUGGAAACACACAACCAUAAAAUGGUGACAUUUAAGUUUGAUUUGGAUGGGGACGCUCCAGAAGAGAUUGCGACUUAUAUGGUAGAGAAUGAGUUUAUAUUGCAGUCCGAAAAGGAGAUUUUUAUAGAGCAAAUGAAGGAUGUGAUCGACAAAGCCGAAGAUAUGUUAAGCGAAGAUACAGAGGGAGAGAGAAGCUCUGAUCAAGGAGCAAGUCCACAGAAAGCCGACUCGUUUCGGACAGAAAUGACGGAGGAAACCCAUCACAGUCAAGCAAAGACACCAGUUUACCAGCAAAAUGUUUUGCACACAGGAAAGAGAUGGUUUAUUAUAUGUCCAGUGGUUGAAAGCCCCAGUGCUGUGCUCGCAGAACAGUCAUCUCCGACUCUGAAUGCCCAAACCCAGAAGGAGGGUAUAGAGGAAAGAGUAACAGAAGAUGUCAAGCAGAUAUGUCCCACAGAAGCCAAUACAUUGGAUCUUUCUCUAGGUCAUCCAUUUCUGGUAGAUCCUGGUGAGCCUGCCACUGGAAUUCCUGCCUCCAUUACACAGUCUUCCUCUACCAUAUCCUCUUCUGAUCUGCAGACACAAACUGAGUUUUCCCUUUCAACCCUUGCCGAAUCCAGCUCCUUUCUUCAGGGUGAGAGUAUCACUCCUAGUGUAUCUACAGUUUUACAGCCUGUGAAAGAAUCAAGUCCUCUUGGUCCGGUUAGUCAUUCAUCUUCACAAAAAGGGAAUUAUGACUCUCCCACUACUUCUCUGUCUGUGACAUCUGCUCUAGAACUUGAGCAGGAGAUCUCUGGCCAACAUACAAUAUCAGCUGUCAAAUCAUUAAGUGAAAAUGUACCAUUGUCUACUACUUUGCCUGCCGGAGAUCAGUUUGCUAAUAUUCCACGGGAAAACGUUCUUGAGCUUCAGUCGGAGCAGAGUUUGUUGUAUGAAUCGGACAUUGGCUCACCUGUUGUCAAUCAGGUUAAAUCAGCUGUUUGUCUGGAUAGUUCUUUGAAUGCUUCGGAAGGUCCAUUGCAUCCUUUUCAAGAUACAACUACAGUCUGCCCGACUACUCUGCAAAUGCAGUCUCAGGCAUUGACAUUGCCUGUGACAAGUUCAAGUACUCAACCAGGAAAUCUAACUGAAUCGGAUGGGGAAGGACCACCAAGAGUGGAGUUCGCUGAUGACACUAUUAAAAGCUUAGAUGAAAAGUUACGUACAUUGUUGUAUCAAGAAUAUCCUCCAGCAAACCUGUCUGCAGCAACCCCUGAGAACUCCUGUUGCUUAGAAAGUGCAGCAGAAGGUAUUUUCCUGCAGCGAAUCAAUGAAGAAAUUAGUUUGGAGUGCAGACAUCUUGACCAAUCCAUCUCUCUGUCUGCAGACCUGGCCAGCAGUGUUACUGAUACAAGCAUGUCUAAUUUACCAGAUAAGAGGGUUCAAAACAAGUUGCCAAUGUUAUCACAAAAAGGGGCUCCUGGAGAGAAAACACCACUUGAUGAAAGCUCUGUGGACUGUGUAUCACCAAAACAAAAAGCAGCCUGUUCGGAUAAGUCAUCGAAAACAAUUGGGAGGUUUUCAGUGAUGAGCACAGAAGAUAAUGUAACUGUGACCUCCCCAAAUUAUUUACGAUUUUCUGCUCCACCUGAUGUCUACUUGGAUCAGCUUCCUCCACAGCCAGUAAAGACCGUUCCACGAUCCCAUACAUCCUCCCCUAUUAAUUCUCUUUUCUGUGGUCAUGUCUCCAGUGAUUCCGAUGAUGAUGUUCCUAUGUCAAAGUCCAAAGAUGCUCAGCCGUCAACCCCCAGCAAAGGAGGCACCAAUGACUUUAUAAAGAAGGCCACGGCUUUCCUUCAUAGAUCUGGAAAGACCACUGUGCAAAGUCCCGACUCUCCUAGUGGCCAUACCACCAAGAUCCCAUCCAUAAACAUCACCUCUUUCCAUUCACAGUCCUCAUACAUGAGCAGUGAUAAUGACUCUGAAUUUGAAGAUACAGACAUGAGAAAAGAGUUGCAGCGUCUUCGGGAAAAACACAUGAAAGAAAUCACAGAACUACAAGUCCAGCAGAAGAGGGAGAUCGAGGCUCUGUACGUCAGGCUGGGGAAGCCACUACCUCCCAAUGUAGGAUUUUUACAUGCAGCACCACCAAGUGGUCGUCGGCGCAGGAUCAGCAAAAAUAAAUUGAAAACUGGAAAAUUGGUCAACCCAUUGGUGCAACAAUUAAAAAAUGCCACAUCAGUUACAAAUAAUAUCGCAGUUGACUGUAAUGGUUCUCCAGGCAAAAACAUUGUGAAAUCUCAUGCUGACUCCAAGUCACAAGACGCAGGGACUUCUUUCACUGCGUCCACUGUACGAGCUGUUCAGACACAGCAGCCAUGCUCCGUGAAAGUAACAGUGUCUUCGGAUAAUAUAUGCACUGGGGUGGUCCGUGAGAGCACUGAUAUACAUGGAGUCUCUGGCCAAGGCUGGACGGUUUACCACCAAACGUCUGAGAGAGUCACCUAUAAAUCUAGUAGCAAACCUCGUACCAGAUUCCUCAGUGGACCUGUGUCUUUAUCCAUCUGGUCAACCCUGAAACGGCUUUGUCUAGGGAAAGAUCACAGUAUUAGAUCUUCAACAAGCAGCCUUGCUACUGGUGCCGAGGGCUCCUCUGUUCCACCAAUGAUCGCCCCACAAAUCCAAGCCCAGACUAAUAACAGCAACAACAAGAAAGGGACCUUCACAGACGACCUUCACAAGCUUGUGGACGAGUGGGCAAGCAAAACGGUUGGUGCCGCACAGUUUAAACCAUCGUUAAACCAGCUCAAGCAAUACCAGCAGUGGCAAGACCUGGAACGAAAACCUGGUACACUUGACAUGGGAGGUGUGAAUCCUAUUCUGCCUGAUUCAGGAAGAAAGUGCCACUUGAUGACUUCAACUACAUCAAAGGGACCUGUCUCUCCAUCUUCCCAUCCUGCAGCACUAUCCCGAGUUACAGAGACAGGAACGGGGCCCCUCUGUCAGUAUACAGGCAUUUUCCCCACAUCAACAAUGUAUAGCACACAAUGGGCAAAAGUGGCACAGCCUGGAAUUGUGGGUAGCCAAAUGGUUACCCCAGUACCGUCUAAUAAUGUGCAGCUUUUCCCCUCAACAUUGCAACCUCCCUCUAGAAAUUCCAGCAGCUCAAACUUGAGGAUCACGUAACUUUGUUUAUUGCCUAUUUUCCUCCCUCUUCCUUUUUUUUUUUUUUGCCCCCAAAUUUUAAACUGUGUUUGAGCUCCUCACAUUUCUGGUUUUAUUUAUCUGAGCCAACCUUGCAAGCUCUUCAGUGUGGUAAUCUCUAUUAUCACUGUAGAAGUGACUAUGGUCUAAUACUAAUAUUGCACACAUGCCCUCCUUCCCCACAUGGCCUAUACUGCAAUAUAUGCCCACUGUGAGUGUCUUCUCCAGAACUGCUCUGAUGGUCAAGUCGAGACGUUAAGGGUUACUUUUUAUUUUUAUUUUACAGCAAACAUUGUACGCAACCUACAAAGUUACUUGAAUUAAUGACGAAUUGCUUUGAACCCUGGGGGGAUUAGUGCCUUGUAAUAUCUUUAGAUUCCAAUUUAUCUGGGUAGUUCUGUUUUAAAAAUAAAGAAAAUCCUUUAAUUGUUCCAAAAUCCUACCUAAGUUCUGGGAUCACACCGUUUUACUACUUUUUUUUUUUUACUUCAUUUUUUUGUUUUUUGUUUUAAUUGGUUAACCGUGUAAGACUGGCCAGUUUCUUUAGUUGUUUACAAUGGAGUUCCCAUCCCCUUUCCUCCCCACAAUAAUAGAAAGGCUUGAAUAUGUGUUGGUUUUUUUUAGUUUAUUUUUUUUAUUUAUCAUUUUGAAGGAAAAAAGGCAUUUUACAACAUUUUCUGUUAAAUCAUAGCAAACCAGUUGCAUUUCCAAGCAUACUUAACCCACUGGGUACCAGAGAAAGGUAACAUUUCAUUGCGCAAAGACCUGGCAUUGAAAGUGUUGAUAUAGGAGUUCACUUUGAAAAUGUAAAAAUUAUGUAUCAAUAAACCUCCUCCCAAUCUGUGUGGGAUCUUUUAAAGAAAGGAGGCUUAAAAUGUUUCUCAGGUUUGCACCUUUUCCUGAUUGUGGGUUGUGGAUUGGCAAUUUAGACCCUAAAUCCGUGUUCUCAUACUUUGACUCUGCAGGUAAAUGAAUACAAUAUAAGGGCAAUGGAUUAUGGGAGUCACAAUCCAACACUAUCUGGGGACUGGAGUCUGAAAACCUAGAAACAUAGAAAGUGUUUAUUCACUAAAUAGUGCUGGUUAUGGUUAGAUUAGAUUGUAAAGGAUCUGACUAAAUGAUAAUUGCACAUAAAAUUGCACCUUUUAGAUAUCUACAUGCGUUCUUUCAAGCUAAAACCUUUUUAAUUAGUUAUCACGGAAUUUCACCUUUGCAGAGCAGAAUAUUGAAACCAAUCAAUGUCAACUAAAUUGAAAUUGUUCUCUGCCUUAGAAACUUGGCACAGUAAUUGUGAAAAGCUUUUGAGAUGUUCCCUUACAACAUAAGCAAUCUGUACUCCCGUACUGGCUGGCCGUGCUUUGAAUCUGUGUGUUACCGAUGUGUGUUCCUUGUUAAUUGUUUGACUUUGUAACUGGUCCAGGAAUUGGAUGAAUCAGACUAUACUGCUCUUCAAACCUUGUGCAUGUUUCUGCGUGCUCCUUUGUUGGUCAAACUGCUCAACAUCACCAGUGGUUUAAUUUACAGAAAUAGUUUUGGGGAACUGAUGAGUAGAGUGGUCUGUUUUACAAUGCUUUAGAAGACCUAGUGGCUCGAUGGGGGAGCAUUAUUUUAGCUCUUUCAAGUUACAUUUUAUCUAGAAUCAUACUGUAUUCCUUGAAAUGAAUAGGGGUCUAUCUUUUUUUCCACUUAAAUUUGUUCCUUUGUCUCUAUAUUAAAUUACUCUCCACUGUUCCUCAAAUCCCAUAACGUUUUACCUAAUGUGAAAUUAACACCAACUUAUUGGGUAUAUAUCUGCAACAGAUACUAAUGUACUAUCUCUAAAUAUAUCUAUCACUAAAAUUUGCACUUUGCAUGUGCGCUUUUUU
Messenger RNA from Pelobates fuscus (common spadefoot toad), 8681 nucleotides. RefSeq names its product WNK lysine deficient protein kinase 2 (gene WNK2). The coding region runs from base 514 to 6798 and encodes 2094 amino acids. Gene Ontology annotation, biological process: monoatomic ion homeostasis; negative regulation of sodium ion transport; intracellular signal transduction. Gene Ontology annotation, cellular component: cytosol; cytoplasm. The transcript has 27 exons. The record is from RefSeq and is a predicted model, not a curated record. Lineage: Eukaryota; Metazoa; Chordata; Amphibia; Anura; Pelobatidae. Gene Ontology annotation, molecular function: protein serine/threonine kinase activity; ATP binding; potassium channel inhibitor activity.